CCUUCGGACCAGGAGAUUUGUAGCUGCCGCAGUGGCUUGGUUCAGAAGCGGGCAUUUGCUGCUUGAUGCCCGGACGCGUCCGCAGUGCUGGAUUUUGCAGUUCUGAAGUAAAUGAGAUCUAUAGACCAACACUCUCUCAUCAUAAUAUCCUGACAGGAGGCUUGUCAUCUUAAAAGAUCUUCUCAAAGGACAUCUGACUGGAUCCUUGAGCAACUGAGAGCACCAAUCAGAUCUCUGCAGCUGUGUGGGACGCAAUAUGAAAAUCUGGUCAUGGGUGGGUAUCUGAUGAGAAAUGAGGUUCUCAAAAAACACAAGCACUUCUUGCACUGUGGGAAGCUAUGCAUGGGAAUGCUCAGAUUUGUUAUCUGAAAAGCUAUUGCACACAAACAAGACUCCAUGAAUAAAGCUUCCUUUUCAGUGUGACAAGACACCAAGUGUACAGUAAACAGAGGAAAACAAUAAUCCGUUUUCUCAAGCUGAUGUUCCUAACAGAACUGAACAAUCAUCCAUGUAAUUUCAACGUUACAUCCAAUUACAGUCAAGGCCGGUGGAAUACUGCUAAACAUCAUAAUCUGUGUAAACAACAAAACCUGCGGGAGCGAUGGCUAAAGCACAGAUGUCUAUUUUGCCUGAGUCCAGUGGACAAGGAGGAGGUAUGGUGACCAGUGCCUUACUUUGCUGGGCUAUGGCUCUUGUGUUCCUCUUAUUGACGAGGGUGCCUGUUGUUCAAGGUGACUGCUGGCUGAUUGAAGGGGAAAAGGGUUUUGUGUGGUUGGCAAUCUGUAGCCAGAACCAGCCACCAUAUGAAAAUAUUCCAUCGCAUAUUAACAGCACAAUUGUUGACCUGCGCCUCAAUGAAAACAAGAUUCGAAGCAUCCACUUUUCUUCCUUAAGUCGCUUUGGAAAUCUCACAUACCUGAAUAUGACUAAGAAUGACAUCUCUUAUAUAGAAGAUGGGGCUUUCUCUGCCCAAUUCAAUCUUCAAGUACUGCAGAUUGGCUUUAACAAGCUAAGGAACUUGACCGAGGGGAUGCUGAGAGGAUUGGGACGCUUACAGUACCUCUAUCUUCAGGCUAAUCUGAUCGAGACCGUCUUGGCCAAUGCCUUCUGGGAGUGCCCUGCGAUAGAAAACAUUGACCUCUCCAUGAACAGGAUUCAGCAACUGGAUGGUGCUACAUUUCGAGGUCUAUCGAAGCUUACAACAUGUGAGCUCUAUUUAAACCCAUUCAGUUGCUCAUGUGAGCUGUUGGGAUUCCUGCGCUGGCUUGCUGCGUUCCCAAACCGGACAAGUGAGCGGAUGGUGUGUGACACACCUGCUGGCUUUUCAGGCUACAAUCUCUUGAGUCAGAACCCCAGGAUGCCAAGAUUUCGGAAUGCUUUCCAUGCACUAUCCUCUGUCUGCGAUGAUGACAACGUGACGCCAUAUCUUCAUGGAUCUUCAGAUGGUAGCACUCCCUCAAUGUUGACUGAUUUUAGCCCAUGCGGACUGGAUGAUUGUUCCUCAGGAACAUUUCCAGUGGAGCCCAUAAGCAUCAGCCCCACCUUUCUAGAUCCAGAUGCACGUCCUGUAAUGAAACUAAAAGAAGUUACCCACACAAGUGCAACAAUAACCAUCCAGAUUCCAAAUCCAUUUCGCAAAAUGUACAUCCUUGUCCUGUAUAAUAACAGCUUCUUCACUGAUAUCCAAAACCUGAAAAGCCAGAGAGAAGACAUUGAGUUACAGAACCUUAAAUCUCACACUAACUACACAUACUGUGUGGCAUCCAUUCGUAAUUCACUGAGAUUCAACCACACCUGCCUGACCAUCUCUACAGGACCAAGGACAUUGCAAGAACAUGUGGCAAAUGAAUCAACUACCACACUUUACAUUAUGAUUAUCCUCGGUUGUCUCUUUGGGAUGCUGAUUGUUCUGGGUUUAGUGUUCCAUUGCUUGAGAAAGCGCAAACAAGAUGAGCCAAAGAGCAAGAAGCUGGAAAAGAUGAAAAGAAACUUGAUCGAGAUGAAAUAUGGAACUGAACUGGAACAAGGCACUAUAUCACAGCUGUCACAGAAACAAAUUCUGUCCACUGGGGAAACAGUACAAAGGAUGCCAUACUUGCCAACUGCCAGUGACACAGAUCAGUAUAAGAUGCAAGAGAUCUCUGGGACACCAAAGACUACAAAAGGGAAUUACAUGGAAGUAAGAUCAGAGCAGCCAGAGCGCAGCAUUAGGGAAUGCAGCAUUCCUCCAUCAGAAACCAGCCAGGGAUCUGUUGCAGAGAUAUCCACUAUUGCAAAAGAAGUGGACAAAGUAAACCAGAUCAUCAACAACUGCAUCGAUGCACUCAAAUCCGAUUCAACAUCAUUCCAGGCUGCAAAGUCUGGCGCUGUAUCCACAGCGGAGCCGCAGUUGGUCCUUAUAUCAGAACAUCCACCUGGCAAGUCUGGUUUUCUGUCUCCAGUGUACAAAGAAGGGUACCAUCAUCCUCUACAGAGGCACCACAGUAUGGAUGCCCCACAAAAGCGUGCAAGCACAUCCUCGAGUGGUUCACUGCGCAGUCCACGCUCUUUCCGGUCUGAAGGAGCUUACAGAUCAGAGUCCAAAUAUAUUGAGAAGGCAUCUCCAAUCGAUGAGUCGGGUAUCAUAACAGUCACUCCAGCUGCUGCAAUCCUGAGGGCAGAGGCGGAGCGGAUUCGACAAUACAGCGAACACAGACACUCCUACCCUGGUCCCCACCAUAUAGAGGAGUCGACAGAGGUGUCAGGAAGCCAGAAGUCAUCCAUUCUGGAGCCUUUGACAUGCUCCAAACCACGGGAGCUGUCCUAUUCACAGCUCUCACCACAUUACCACAACCUCAGUGGCUAUUCAAGCCCUGAGUACAGCUGUAGGCCUUCUCUUAACCUGUGGGCACGUUUUAAACUCCACCGCAAACGUCACAGGGAUGAUGAAGAAUACAUUGCAGCAGGUCCUGCAUUAAGGAGGAAAGUACAGUUUGCCAAAGAUGAGGACCUACAUGACAUUUUGGACUACUGGAAAGGAGUCUCUGCUCAGCAGAAAUCAUGAUUGCCGUUUUAUAGCUCAUUCAAUUAAAGAAGACCACACAAAUCUCUGGACCAAACCAGCGAGUAUCAAUGACUAAGUGACAAGUCAGCACCCACUUUUAGAAAAAUAGCCUAGAAGUAUUACUAGCUCUUUUCAAUCAUUCUAUUUGAGAAUGAAAACAAAAUAAAAGGUACUGUAGUUCUUGAGUGUACAUGCCAAGUGGUAAGAAUAGAAAACUUUAACAGUAUUAACCUCAACGCAACAUUUGAUUUUUAUAUAUUGGAAAUAACAAUAAACUACUAUUAUAUUAUCAUUCUCAUCUUCAUGAGCAUCAUUGAUUACUAGUAUUACUGUUAAGAUUGAUUCUUCUUAUUAUUACAUUUAAUAUUUGGUUAUCGCAUGGCCGUGUCCUGUGACAGUAUUGACUGUUGUGUACUUGUAAAAACAUACAACUCAAAAUGUCUGCCGAACACUGUUCUCCCCAACUUUAGAUUUAUAUACAGACUGUGCAACUUUGAAAACGACGUUGUGUUUUGUUUUUCUUUAGUGACUCUUCAGUGGACAACUGAUGAAUUUGCUACAAAAGCACACAUCUACUGGAUUUAAAAACAACUUUUCAGAAAAAAAAGCUUCUCAGUGCUUUAUUCAUUCUUUUUUUUUUUUGUAAAGUUUACAUUUUCAAACAUACAAUGAAUGUUUCAAGUCUUUAAGACUUUCACCUGCAAUGUGAUUACAUACAGACACAGCUGUGCAGGUAGAACUGUUUUUGGCUUUCUUUUGUUGGAUUUCAUUAACAGAUCUUCAAGCAGUGCUACUGAUAAAACUGACACCACAAAUUCAACACAAGUCCUGCAUACUGGAGAAUGAAUGUACUACGUGUUAACUAUUUUUCUCCAGCAUCAGUUUUACUGUAUAUGAAGCUUAGUUCAGCUUAAACCCAGUUUUUGUAUGCAACCAGAAAUAAUUCCUUCUCAGUCAAAGACAUUGCUACAACAUGCCUACUUUAAAUCACUGUGAACCCAAAGACCUUGCUAAAUCAGUCCUGGGGUUUGUUUUUUUUACUAAGAUUCAACAGAGCUAUGUUUUCUAUGGCUUUUAAGCCAGAUCUAAAGUGCUGAUCUAGGCAGUCCUAAUAGCAUAAUCUUUUUCUCACCGCCGUUAAUGCUGAUAGACUAUUUAGAUUCCACUGAUUGGAACAAUGGAAUUUUCCUCUACAUUUUGAGGAAACAAAUUUAAGACCUGAGAAACCACACAUUACAAUACCCUGUUUCAUGGAGUGAAAUAACACAACAUUUAAAUUAUAUCUGAAUCAAAGUGGAUGUCAAACAUCUGACAUAACAAUUGUCAACCAAAUAUUAAAGCCCUAGAGUGCACAAACCAUCAUAUCCACCAUCUCAAAACAUGAGUAGAUUGUUUGAAAUUUGAUAUGGAUUGUGUGCAAUUUAUGAAAGAAAUAUGGAAUUUUUAUUUCGCCUACUGUUUUUUAUUUUAUUUUAUUAUUAUUAUUGUUUUCUUAGAUUUUUUUUAAAAUGGAAAUGCCAUUGUCAAACUGAUUGUUGAACUGAUUUAUUGCUUAUUGUAU
This is a messenger RNA of Carassius carassius (crucian carp), 4604 nucleotides long. RefSeq names its product protein ELFN1-like. Gene Ontology annotation, cellular component: plasma membrane. Bases 602 to 3043 code for a protein of 813 amino acids. The record is from RefSeq and is a predicted model, not a curated record. The transcript is spliced from 3 exons. Gene Ontology annotation, molecular function: protein binding. Lineage: Eukaryota; Metazoa; Chordata; Actinopteri; Cypriniformes; Cyprinidae.